Molecule: messenger RNA, 1244 nt
Organism: Fimicolochytrium jonesii
Lineage: Eukaryota; Fungi; Chytridiomycota; Chytridiomycetes; Spizellomycetales; Powellomycetaceae
Exons: 3
Coding region: 10-1125 (371 amino acids)
Source: RefSeq, a predicted model, not a curated record
CGUCCCGCAAUGCGCCUCCUUACCACCCUCGUCGUCCCGCUCCUCCUUAGCGCCUCGAGUGCGCUCGCCUAUCCCGGCAUGGCCGCGGCCCCAGGCGAGGUCAACCCGCACGACGGGAAGUCCAUGCCCGCUGGGAUCUUCGACCCCAAACCCGCCUUCCCGCCGUUGCCCGCCAACUACGAGUCGCUGUCGGCGCUCGAGAAGCAGAGCAUCUUGUGGGAGCGCCUGAAGCAGACGACCAAUCAGUCGCAGGGAUGGAACUCGGGGAUCGAGAGCGCCUGGUUGAUGACGACGUUGCCGUGGAACCCACCGUUCCAGAGGAAGAGUGAUGAAAUGGUUCCUGGCAGGAAGAAGUUCAUUCGGAACCGCGGCGCCCACGCCCAGAUCCAAUUCACGCCCCUGCCCUCUGCACACAACUACACCGGCAUCUUCGCUACAGGCGGCACCGGCCUCAUCCGCCUAACCACCCUCGACGAGCCGCCCAAGAACCCCAAAGCCGACGAUGUCCUCAUCGCCCCCGGCGGCGUCGUGAAGUUCCUCAUCUCCGGCCGCGAAUCCACCAACCUGUUCGUGAUUUACUCCCUCGAGGGCCAGAAAGGCAGCUGGAACUACUUUGAGAAUGCACUAAGCAACCACCUCGCCCCGCCCACGACGUUGAAGACCAAAGCGGCGAAACUGCUGAACCAGAGGGUUAGCCAUUGGUCGGAGAUGACGGGGCUGUCCGGGCUUGCGAGCGUGACUCCCGACGGCAAGGCUGUGGAGAACCCCAAGGCGCCGUUUCAGUUGUGGCUGGUCCCGACGGAUCAGGCGAGGAACAACGCCCCGAAACUCACCGCCGCAACAGCAUCCACCACCUUCGCAACCUCGUUCUCCGCCCUCCCACCUUCCACCCCACUUUACCACAUAUACGCCAUUCCCGAACCGAUUCAGCCGUACAACCCAUCAACCCAGUACCACGCGACCGAGCUCUCCUCCGCCGAGCACCUCGGCGACAUCACGACCACGUCCGAGUUCAUCGCGUCGACGUAUGGCGACGCCCAGCUGCAUUUCAAGCACACGUCGUUCGAUGAGGAUUUGAAGUUGAGGCCGCUUUGGGAGGAUGUUGUGAAGAGUGCGAGGACAUAGAUGUCAGAGUGAGGAUGGGGUUCUUAAUACCCUCGUGUUUCUGGAAUGCUCGUACUGUCAGACAUAGAUCGUUGCACUUCGCACAACACUCGGUUUCCUAAAAACCAACAGAAAACACU